This is a messenger RNA of Aspergillus nidulans FGSC A4, 1167 nucleotides long. Its product is annotated as SDR family oxidoreductase. NCBI's taxonomy places the organism in Eukaryota, Fungi, Ascomycota, Eurotiomycetes, Eurotiales, Aspergillaceae. The coding region runs from base 1 to 1167 and encodes 388 amino acids. The record is from RefSeq and is a predicted model, not a curated record. The transcript is spliced from 3 exons.
AUGGGAGAUCAUGCCCUAGUCUUCGGCGCGUCCGGCAUCACCGGCUGGGGAGUCGUCAAUGCGUUGCUCAACGACUAUCCAACCCCAGACGCCUUUGACAGAGUUACUGCAUUGACGAAUCGGCCUCUUGCCGCACAGAAAUCUGGGUGGCCGGCGUCGAAGAAACUGAAUAUUGUUUCCGGGUUGGAUCUCCUGUCUGGCGAACAGGCCGCAUUGGAAAAGUGCAUGCGGAAUCAAGUCCCCCAGAUCGACACCGUUAGCCAUGUCUAUUUCUUUGCGUACAUCUACAACUCCGAUAAUGAGACUGAGAUCCGAAUCAAUGUUGAUCUACUACGGAGAGCCGUCACCGCAGUAGACAACUUGAGCGAUAAGUUUGCAUUUGUGGUGUUGCCAACUGGAGUCAAGGCAAGUGGAUUCCUUUCCUUGACGACCUACGGAGUCCAUCUUCUCGACGAAUUCCCCUUUGCGGACAAGCUUCCCUUGACAGAGUCUCUACCUGCCAUCCCCGAGCCGUUCAAGUCGAAGCUGUUUUACUACCCCCAGGUCAAGCUUCUCAAACGCCUUUCCGCCGGCAAAGCGUGGAAAUGGUGUGAUGUUAUUCCUGACAUCGUCGUUGGCUUUGUCCCCAACAACAACGCCUACUGCCUGGCUCAAUGGCUUGCCCUCUACCUCAGUCUCUACCGUGAAAUCAAUGGACCAGGUGCAGAGGUUGUCUUCCCCGGCACGAAGAGCUGGACUAUCAAGAGCAACGACAGUAACCAAGAUAUUAUCGGCCGGUUCGCUGUCUACGCCAGCCUGCAUCCAGAGUGGAGCGCAGGGGAGUGGUACAACGUGGCCGACAACGCACAGUGGUCCACCUGGUCGGGAGUGGCGCCUACAGACGGACCGGGCCCGGAUCCCAGCGUAUACAUCCAGGAGAACAAGGGGAAAUGCUUUGAGAUGGAGAAGAAGUAUGGGCUCAAAGGCGGCAGGGUGGGAAAUGACAAGAGCCUGACGAUCGUCUCCAACUUUCUCAUGAACCAGUUCGACUUUGACCGGCAGGUCGAUCUGACCAAGAUGCAUGCCGCGUGGGGGAGCGCGAAGGAAGAGACCGACGUCCAGGGAGCCUGGCAUGUUGCCUUCAAUCGCUUCCGCGCUGCCAAUAUUAUUCCUAGCUCCUUUACCUAG